Molecule: messenger RNA, 1533 nt
Organism: Trichoderma virens Gv29-8
Lineage: Eukaryota; Fungi; Ascomycota; Sordariomycetes; Hypocreales; Hypocreaceae
Exons: 5
Coding region: 1-1533 (510 amino acids)
Biological process (GO): regulation of DNA-templated transcription
Molecular function (GO): DNA-binding transcription factor activity, RNA polymerase II-specific; zinc ion binding
Source: RefSeq, a predicted model, not a curated record
AUGACUGAGCAUGUGGCUUUUUCAUCGAGCAGCAAUCAACUCGAAGCAGGAGUUGCUGCUAAUCGGGCCGGCUUUACUCCAGGGACAUGCUUGAAUUGCCGUCGUCAAAAGCAGCGCUGCGACAGACUCAUCCCCCAGUGUUCUCGGUGCUCCACGAAGGCAAUUCGAUGCGUCUAUCCAACGAAAAACGACGUGGCCGUCCACGCACUGGUGCCGGUGGCCAGCAGCACAAGUCAUAUGCUAAUACCGUGCUCCAGGCCUUGCCGCUUCCACCUCUCCCCUCACGGCGAACGCGAUUUACUCUGGGCGGCAUGUUCAAAGCCUGGCGCGUACAUCCAAGGCAACUAUUACCAGCCUUCGUUGUAUCAUGUUGUGAGAGACAUCUUUGAUCAAAGCGGCAUCAGCGUAACGGAUGUUGUAGCCAAAUAUUUUGAUCUGGCAUACUAUUGGCUACCUACUCUGGACAGAGAGGCGGUUUAUGACGAAGCAGCACGUUUUAACUUGUGCGAGGCAGUCAAUCAUGAUGCGUUUGCCUUAUUGCUUCUCUGUAUGCACGCCUUCGCCGAAGGUCCUUGCGAAAUCCAAGCCCAAUCGACACAAAGCGUUUUAUAUCGCACUUCGCGGCAGCUGUUUGUUAUUCUACAGACAUCUCCUGAUAUUCCUGCUCGCACUUUGCUACAAUGUGGUAUCAUUCUGACGACAUAUGCAUGCGGCCAUGGUAUGAGCAAAGAGGCGUACGAGAUAUUGACAAUAUGCAUCGGUCUUAUUCGCCGUCUCAGCAUCGAUGGUUACGCGGCGGCAGAAUCAAGGAUGGGAAUGGACCACAACCGUUACGAUCAAUUGGAAUUGGAUCUCUGUUGGAGUGGUAUUAUCCUGCUUGAUAGGACUAUAGUUCUCUCCAACAUCGACCAGUGCCUGCCGUAUUUGGUGGAAGCGCAUCACAUUCCCACAACCUCUGCCAUCUUUCAGGUAUCAAAUAUCGACCUCUACAGCCGGAAUACUAUCCGGAACCUGCUAGCACGAGCAGAGCACGCUAUUAGCGAGUAUAUUCAUACGACUGAAGGAGGCAAUUUCCCUCUCUGUGAAACAGUUGCCAUGUCGCUUAGUGCUUUAAUCAUGCUCUAUCGCAAGCAAAGUUACUACAGGAUGCCGAUCGAUAACCCCAAAGCGGCCUUGACAUUUAAUUGCGUACAUAACAUGAUCAUGGACACAUGUCGUGACGAAGCCGAAUGGGUUCAGGCCCACGGCUGGUCCAACAACACCAGACCAUGCUUCUUUGGACUCUGUUGUCUAUAUGGUGCUGCCGCUCAAUUAAACGAGCUGCGUUUGGAAGGUCUAUCGACUGAGGAUAUUUGGACUCUACGAAACUCUUUGCUAUCAUUCUCAAACCGCUGGAGACUUGGAGGCGAGUGCUUCUCUUAUACUCGUGAUGUGAAUAUGAAUGUUCUAACAGCUCAAAUAGAAAACUUUUUAAGCCAUCUCAACUCGAUGAAGAGUAUGAGUAAUACGCCGAGUCAAAUCAGCGCCACGUAA